Tribolium castaneum (red flour beetle) is the source of this 1275-nucleotide messenger RNA. RefSeq names its product DDB1- and CUL4-associated factor 6-like. Lineage: Eukaryota; Metazoa; Arthropoda; Insecta; Coleoptera; Tenebrionidae. The record is from RefSeq and is a predicted model, not a curated record. The coding region runs from base 60 to 689 and encodes 209 amino acids. The transcript has 6 exons.
AGAAUCAGCUAGCUGAAUUAAAAAAACCCAUUAAAGCGUCUCCUUGGGAGAAAGUUAAAAUGUUCGCAGGCCAACGAGAACGUGUCAAUAAUUCGCCACCUCAUAUGCGAAGGUUACGUUUAAGAGGAGAUUGGUCUGAUACUGGACCAGAUGCACGUCCAGAAAGAGACACAACGACAACUGUCAGUAUUGGUCAAGCGAGACCACAAUUACAUGCCACUUUGAUGCAGCGUAUGACCGAUGUUCUCUCACAAAUGUUGAAUGAUCCAAUGACAAGAGCGGCUUUGAGUGCAGGAGGAGAGAAUGAAACGUCGCAAAGAAAUAUUUUAGGUGAAAGACAAAGUAAUUCGUCUGCUCAGGAAGAGAACGCAGAACAGCCGGUGGAACAAAGUCAGAAUGAAGCGGAAGGAGAGCAAAGUGUUCACACAGAGGCAGAAGAAGUUGCCACAACAAGCAGCUUCUAUCAGAAGCCGCUCCCCACCGGAAAGGAUGUUAAUCAAAUAAAGCCAAUAAAAGGUAUCCAUUCUCUGGAUUGUCGAAGUAAACAUCACUGUGUCUAUGAAAUAGAAACAUCUACCCUACACUCCCAUUGUAAAACCCCACCGGACUUUUCCCUGAACCAGCUCGUCUACAUCUGUCAUGCGAAUUUCCGUUAUAGCAGAACAAGCCUCCGAUUUCGAUCCGGUUAGUUACCUGCCGGCAGGCAACGAAACACUUUACUUGGUCGUGACUCACAAGCAAGCAAGCACAGCCCACGGUUCUUCACCACCUCAUUGUUUGGUCGGACCGUAAGCAAACCGGUCGUGUGUUGUUGGCUCAACUUUUAAAAAAUUCUUUUAUCGAAAUAAAAUGACGCGCCGGUUAGUGUUUGCUGUUCUCGUCCUGCAGGUGGCCCUUCUGGCGAUGGCACAAGACGAAACCACCACCGAAACCGCCGCCACCACCUCCGUGGAGCCCACGAGGGCCAUCCUCAAGACCUCCACCAAGCCCCCGGUGGUGCACAACGCGCUCAAUGCCUCCGAGGCCAUCGCCAACACCACCAGAAAAGUGGAAAAGAACGCCGCUUCAAGAGUCACACAGCACUUUGUGAUAGUGGCGGGUCUUGUGAUGAUAGCAGCCAGUGCCAUUUAGAUUCUUUUAAUAUAAUAUAUUAUGCCUUAUUAGAGUUUAGUACGGUUUUUAAUGGAAAAGUAUCAGAACACUAUCAUGUGAUAAAUUUUGGUAUUUCACUAAUUAAAUGUAAAUUCUCACCAAAGAAUAAAUUGUGUACUUAAA